GCCCCUCCUUACUUUAUACCUAACAACACUCGUUCCCAUUGCGCAUGUCGCCUUCUUGUUUUAGACUUCAAGUUCUGGUUUUGCCGUUCGCAGACUACAGUCGUCAGUAACCAUGGACUCUACCGUCAUAGCCAACGGCGGAUUCGCCGCCGCUCUUAUGUCGUCUCCGGCGUCGAUGACGGGGCGGUUCGCCUCUGUAUACAGCGAAGUACAGACAAGCCGUCUUGACCACCCCCUCCCCCUUCCUUCUGUCCUCAAAAAACCGUUCAAGAUCGCCGACGGCCCCCCUAGCUCAGCCGCCGGCAACCCAGAUGAGAUUGCUAAGUUAUUUCCGAAUGUGUUCGGGCAACCAUCGGCAAUGUUGGUGCCGAGCGAUUUGGGUGCAAAUGGGUUGGAUAAGAGGCUGAAAAUCGGCGUCGUUUUGUCUGGAGGCCAGGCUCCGGGAGGGCACAAUGUCAUUUCUGGGAUUUUUGACUACUUGCAGGCUCGUGCAAAAGGGAGCACACUAUAUGGUUUCAGAGGAGGUCCAGCUGGGAUCAUGAAGUGCAAAUAUGUAGAACUAAACUCGGAAUAUAUUUACCCAUAUAGAAAUCAGGGUGGUUUUGAUAUGAUUUGUAGUGGGAGAGACAAAAUCGAAACUCCAGAACAGUUUAAGCAAGCUGAACAAACGGCAUUGAAGCUUGAUUUGGAUGGUCUUCUUGUUAUUGGUGGGGAUGACUCAAAUACCAAUGCUUGUCUCCUGGCAGAAAACUUUAGGGCAAAAAAUAUGAAAACUCGUGUGAUUGGAUGCCCAAAAACCAUUGACGGAGAUUUGAAAUGCAAAGAGGUGCCUGCAAGCUUUGGAUUUGAUACUGCAUGCAAGAUAUAUGCAGAAAUGAUAGGAAAUGUAAUGAUAGAUGCUCGCUCAACAGGAAAAUACUAUCACUUUGUACGACUCAUGGGACGUGCAGCCUCGCACAUUACACUGGAAUGUGCUUUGCAGACGCAUCCAAACAUUACCAUUAUUGGAGAAGAGGUUGCUGCCAAGAAGUUGACUCUGAAAAGUGUUACAGACUAUAUUGUAGAUGUAAUCUGUAAACGUGCAGAAUUUUGUUAUAACUAUGGAGUCAUACUUAUUCCAGAAGGCCUUAUUGAUUUCAUUCCUGAGGUGCAGCAACUUAUAGCAGAACUGAAUGAAAUUCUAGCUCAUGAUAUCGUAGAUGAAGGGGGGCUCUGGAAAAAGAAACUUACAAAUCAAUCUCUGCUGCUUUUUGAAUUUUUACCUCAGGCAAUUCAGGAACAGUUGAUGCUUGAAAGAGAUCCACACGGAAAUGUCCAGGUUGCUAAAAUAGAAACAGAGAAAAUGCUUAUUCAAAUGGUUGAAACUGAGUUGGAGAAGAGAAAGCUGGAGGGUACAUAUAAUGCUCAAUUCAAAGGCCAGUCCCACUUCUUUGGGUAUGAAGGGAGAUGUGGCUUGCCUACUAAUUUUGAUGCUGCAUACUGCUAUGCAUUGGGCUAUGCUGCUGGUGCUCUUCUUCAUGCUGGAAAAACUGGUUUGAUUUCAUCGGUUGGGAAUCUGGCUGCUCCAGUUGAAGAAUGGACUGUUGGUGGAACUGCAUUGACUUCAUUAAUGGACGUGGAGAGAAGACAUGGCAAGUUCAAGCCUGUGAUCAAGAAGGCAAUGGUGGAGCUUGAAGGUGCGCCAUUCAAAAAGUUUGCAUCUAUGCGGGACGAGUGGGCCAUCAAGAAUCGAUACAUCAGUCCUGGCCCCAUUCAGUUUAAUGGCCCAACAUCAAAUGCUGUUAAUCACACACUGCUGCUGGAACUAGGAGCCCAAGCUUAGGCAUACGUUGUAGCCUUAUGGCUCCUGCCUGGAUGGAUUGCUCAAUUCUCCAUGAGAAGAGAGAAGCAGAAAUUAGUCAAGUUGUGCAUCCCCUGUGAUCUUGGUUAGGUUGUCAACAUGUUGAUCUGAGUUUUGUUGGAGAGGGUGAUCCCAGGAAUUCAACUUGAGAUGUUUAGUAUUCGGUAUUUUUAUUUAAUUUUAUUUUGUCGGGAUUGCCUUGGUUAAAAAUACUAUUGCCUGAUAUUUUGUUUC
Malania oleifera is the source of this 2074-nucleotide messenger RNA. Its product is annotated as pyrophosphate--fructose 6-phosphate 1-phosphotransferase subunit beta. The record is from RefSeq and is a predicted model, not a curated record. Gene Ontology annotation, biological process: photosynthesis; glycolytic process; response to glucose. Bases 113 to 1822 code for a protein of 569 amino acids. The transcript is spliced from 16 exons. Gene Ontology annotation, cellular component: cytosol. Gene Ontology annotation, molecular function: 6-phosphofructokinase activity; diphosphate-fructose-6-phosphate 1-phosphotransferase activity; ATP binding. NCBI's taxonomy places the organism in Eukaryota, Viridiplantae, Streptophyta, Magnoliopsida, Santalales, Ximeniaceae.